This is a messenger RNA of Anoplopoma fimbria (sablefish), 603 nucleotides long. It is a transcript of the gene pgpep1l, whose product is annotated as pyroglutamyl-peptidase I like. Gene Ontology annotation, cellular component: cytosol. Lineage: Eukaryota; Metazoa; Chordata; Actinopteri; Perciformes; Anoplopomatidae. The record is from RefSeq and is a predicted model, not a curated record. Gene Ontology annotation, molecular function: pyroglutamyl-peptidase activity. Gene Ontology annotation, biological process: proteolysis. The transcript is spliced from 5 exons. The coding region runs from base 1 to 603 and encodes 200 amino acids.
AUGAAUGGGAAAGAAACCGUGGUGGUUACAGGUUUUGGACCUUUUCGGCAGUUCUUAGUGAACCCCAGCUGGAAAGCAGCGCAGGGCUUGAAGUUGGUCGGAUUGGGAGAGCAGACUGAGGUUUCCAUAAAGGAGGUGCCAGUGAGUUAUGAUAAGACUCUGCAAAUCAUUGCUGAGAUUUGGGAAACUCUUCACCCAAAGUUUGCUGUACAUCUGGGCGUGUCCAGAGGUUCCAGUGUCGUCUCUUUGGAGCAAACGGGGAAGAACAGUGGAUACAGAGACAAAGAUGUGUGUGGCUUCUGUCCUGGAAGUCACUGCUGUGUGGAAGGAGGAGCAGAGAAACUGGACUCAGUUGUGAACAUGAGAGCUGUCGCCAAAGAGUUCCAACAAGCAGGGACGGAUGUCAUUUAUUCCAGAGAUGCUGGCAGGUACCUGUGUGAUUUUGCUUAUUACUGCUCACUGUAUCACGGUCAGAGGAGAGCAGCCCUCAUCCAUGUGCCCUCAUCUGGCAGCCUGACCUCAGCUGACAGACUGGUACCUCUGCUGCAGACCCUCAUUCGCACCAUGCUGGACCAGCUGGAGGACCGUUUAGAAACAGCAUAA